Messenger RNA from Athalia rosae (coleseed sawfly), 2120 nucleotides. RefSeq names its product transmembrane 9 superfamily member 3 (gene TM9SF3). NCBI's taxonomy places the organism in Eukaryota, Metazoa, Arthropoda, Insecta, Hymenoptera, Athaliidae. The coding region runs from base 166 to 1911 and encodes 581 amino acids. The record is from RefSeq and is a predicted model, not a curated record. Gene Ontology annotation, cellular component: membrane. The transcript is spliced from 11 exons. Gene Ontology annotation, biological process: protein localization to membrane.
ACAAAAUUCCUUGAAGUCGUGUCUGUUUUACGUGGUUCUGUCCAGUCCUGUUGACCGUCGAUGAAAUUUCGGUCAUGAAUGGGGCAUUUUCCCCUUUAAAUUUCGCUUAAUUGAUUUACAUUUUAAUGUUUGAAGGGUUCAUUUUCUUAUUACAUCGCGUGAAAAAUGGCAUGGACGAGAUUAGUUCUGGGUUUGCUAGCUCUGACCCUUGUAUGCGGGGAUGAACACAAUCACAUCUAUGAAGACAACGAUGAGGUAGUGUUAUGGAUGAGUACGGUGGGUCCAUAUCACAAUAGACAAGAAACAUACUCGUAUCUUUCACUUCCAUUUUGUGCUGGGACAAAAGAGGUGAUUAGUCAUUAUCAUGAGACAUUAUCGGAGGCACUUCAAGGCAUCGAGCUUGAAUUUAGCGGGUUGGAUAUCGAAUUCAAAGCGGACAGUUCAAAAACUGAAUACUGUGAAAUUUCACUGACUGAAAAAAAUCUGAAGGCGUUUAUUUACGCCGUGAAGAAUCAGUAUUGGUACCAAAUGUACAUCGAUGAUCUACCAAUAUGGGGGGUUGUUGGCGAAGCUGAAGAGAACAAUGGUGUGGUUUCCUAUUAUAUUUGGGCGCACAAAAAAUUGGACAUUGGAUAUAACGGAAAGCAAAUUGUUGACGUCAAUUUGACUAGUGAAAACAAAGUGAAAUUAACACAGGGUGGCCGUAUCCCUCUCAGCUAUGAAGUUAACUGGAAGCAAAGUAAAGUCAAAUUUGAAGAUAGAUUCGACAAAUACCUAGAUCCCAACUUCUUCCAACACAGGAUACAUUGGUUCAGCAUUUUUAAUAGCUUUAUGAUGGUUAUUUUCCUAGUUGGUUUGGUCUCGAUGAUUUUAAUGCGUACCUUAAGAAAGGAUUAUGCUAGAUAUAGCCGGGAUGAAGAAAUGGAUGACAUGGAAAGAGAUUUGGGUGAUGAAUAUGGGUGGAAGCAAGUACAUGGAGAUGUAUUCAGACCUGCGGGUCAUCCCAUGAUUUUUUCAGCCCUUAUUGGAGCCGGAUAUCAGGUGACCGUAGUGGUUCUCAGUGUAAUAAUAUUUGCUAUCCUUGGUGAACUGUACACCGAACGUGGGUCCAUGUUAUCCACAGCAAUAUUUGUUUACGCGGCAACGUCACCAAUUAAUGGCUAUGCUGGCGGUGGUCUGUAUGCUCGGAUGGGUGGCAGAAUUUGGAUAAAGCAAAUGAUUCUGAGCGCAUUCUUGCUACCUGUAUUAGUCUGUGGAACCGCUUUUUUCAUCAAUUUUAUCGCCAUGUAUUAUCAUGCCAGCCGUGCCAUACCAUUUGGAUCGAUGGUGGCAGUGACGUGCAUUUGCAUAUUCGUCAUCCUGCCAUUAACACUGGUAGGAACUAUAUUGGGCCGCAACCUCGCUGGUACACCGGAUGCUCCAUGCAGAGUAAAUGCAGUGCCAAGGCCUAUCCCAGAAAAAAAGUGGUUCAUGGAGCCACUGGUUAUCAUUACAUUAGGUGGCAUCUUGCCAUUCGGUUCUAUAUUCAUUGAAAUGUAUUUCAUCUUCACAUCAUUUUGGGCGUAUAAAAUCUAUUACGUUUAUGGUUUCAUGUUACUGGUAUUUGUUAUACUGAUGAUUGUUACUGUGUGUGUAACCAUCGUCUGCACAUAUUUCCUACUGAAUGCCGAAGACUACCGAUGGCAAUGGACAAGCUUCUUAGCAGCUGGCUCUACUGCUGGAUACGUCUAUUUUUAUUCAUUCUAUUAUUUCUUCUUCAAAACCAAAAUGUAUGGGCUAUUCCAAACAGCAUUUUACUUUGGUUACAUGGCUCUCUUCAGUUUGGCGUUGGGUAUCAUGUGCGGCACCGUAGGGUACAUAGGUACAAAUGCCUUUGUACGCAAGAUCUACUCGACAGUGAAGAUAGAUUAAGACCAUGGAAUAUCUGAAAAUGACAGGCAAAAAGCUUGAACGCAGCAAUAGCCUUUUGAUUUUCAGAAAUUUUGCUUCUCACAUUCAGAUAAUUCUGAUUAGAUUUGCGAUCAUUGUCACGAUAAACAUCUUCAGAGGAUACUUCGGAUACGAAUAUUGUAAGAGAAACUACAAAAAUCGUAAUAAAUAAGUUAUUUUGAAAUAAUCGA